Messenger RNA from Caenorhabditis remanei, 2319 nucleotides. RefSeq lists its product as uncharacterized. The record is from RefSeq and is a predicted model, not a curated record. Lineage: Eukaryota; Metazoa; Nematoda; Chromadorea; Rhabditida; Rhabditidae. Bases 1 to 2319 code for a protein of 772 amino acids. The transcript is spliced from 6 exons.
AUGCCAUCGAGUUCAUCUUCUUCCCCUUCUUCCGAAGAAGACAAACACACUUCCGCUGAUGAAGACGUCACCCCGAAGGCAUCGCCAACGUCAUCUGAAGGCGCGGGGGACGAAGAUGACAACGAUAGAACGUUGACUAUGCCGUCUACUAGUCAGGGCUAUCAGUCUGUCAUCUCGCCUGCACAAGGACAAUCUGCGCCGACCAGUCAAGAGGCGACGUCUCCAUCGACAGCAAGACGAGUGGCGACACCGCUCGUUGCUGGAGAGCAAGAAUAUUAUUAUUUUACAACUGAUAUGGCAAAUCAAGCGGCACUGGACAUAGAGAGAGAAAAAGAAAAAUUCGAUUCACUUAUUACUUGGUACAAAUUAACACGAGAAGACAUACCGAAUCUUGGAACAAGUUCAGUUGGCAAUUCUACCGCGCCAUCUUACGCCAGUGAGAAGGGAUCUUCGACGCCAAUGUCUUCGCAACCGUCAUCACAUCAAAGUGGAACAAGCAGCACGAAUGGAGCGCUUAGUGGACACAAUGGAUUCAAUUAUAGCCCCAUUUUGCAGUAUGCCUUCGAAAACAAUCCGAACUCGAACGACCCAAUGCAAUGCUCGAGUUCGCCGGUCGAUUUGGAUGAAAUUUGCCCAACUUUGGAAGAUUAUAUGAGUGCAAGAUCAAUGCCAUCUACUUCCAGUGCAGCACCAGUUUCAACUGCACCUUCAACAUUAUCUCCUUCAGUAAACAGCCAACCACCGAGUCAAGGAGAGAACCAACCAAAUCCAUAUGCAUAUCCUUCACAUCCACAAUCGCAUGAAAUGAAUCCAAUGAUGAUGUAUCAAUCUCCACAUCAUCCUCAUCCGAACUCAUAUCCUCAACCGAGCCCGUUGAAUCCAGUGAAUUUUAACCAUCAAAUUCCAACUUCAGCUUCCAACCCAUCGUCCAGUGCAUCAUUAAAACGAAAAGCAACUUCAGAUGACUUUUCUGGAGAAGGAGCGCCGAAGUUAGCGAAAUUGGAUAGUAGGGCUGGAGGAGCCGCUGAUGUAGAAAAUUGUCCGAUGAGAAAGUUGGAGAUGAUGGCUAACUCACAGAAUUUCCGAACCGGCAACACUAUUAAUGAAGUCGUCGAAUCUAAUAACAAAAAAGACGAACGUGCAUUAAAAAUGGAGAGACUUGAAGGAAUCGAGAAAUCUGUCGAAGAGGAGAUGGCACAGCAAGCUCGCGAAGCUCAAAUGAAACGAAUGCAACAAGCACAGGCAGCCGCUGCCGCCGCAGCUCAACCUUAUCCAUCUCCAGGACAAUACCCAGGAGCAAUGCCACCUGGAAUGCAACCAGGAAUGCCGUAUCCAGGGAUGCCAGGAAUGCCCGGAAUGCCACCACAUCCUGGAAUGCCACCAAUGAUGCAUCCAGGAGCUCCAUUCUCUGCUGGAGCAGCGUACCCACCAAUGGGUGCACCAUUUCCUCCAUACGGUCAUCCAAUGUAUCCAGGAAUGACACCAGGUGGAUAUCCAAUGUCUGCACCAGGAAAGAUGCCAUUUGGAUCACCAAGCUUCCCACAACCGGGAACGCCAUCUCCAGCCGCUAUGGCAGCAAUGCAACAACAACAAGGGAGAAUGCCUGGACCACAGAUGCCACCUCAUCCGAGUAUGAUGUCUCAACAACAACAACAUCAACACUUUAUGCACAUGCAACAUAUGGCUCAUAUGCAUGCUCAGCAGAAAGCAGCCGCCGCUGCCGCUGCCGCAGGGUUAUCACCGAAUAUGGCGGCUCGUGCGUCUCCAGCAAAUCCACCGCAGUUUCCUCCGCAAAUUCCACCGAAUCAUCCGAUGUAUCACCACAUGAUGAUGAUGAGACAAAUGCAGGCGCAACAACAAGGAUACCCAGGAGGACCACCUGGGCAACACGGACAACAACCAGGAUCACAAGGAACUCCAGGUCAUCCAGGAAUGCAUCCUGGAAUGAUGCAAGGAAUGCAGGGAAUGCCUCCUGGAAUGAUGCAUCCAGGAAUGAUGCAUCCGGGUAUGAUGCAUCCAGGAAUGAUGGGUGGAAUGCCCGGUAUGCCUGGUAUGCCUCCAAACAUGCCGAAUAUGCCUGGCAUGAUGCCUGGGAUGCCACCGACGUCAACUCCAACCUCAACGAAUCCACAAAAUCCUACUCUGAUGGUUGCUGGAAAUCGUUCGGGAGGGCAAGGAGAGCCAUCAACUCCUAAUGGAAUGGGCGGACCAAAUCCACACCAUCAAAUGGGGAAUAUGUGGCAACUAACCCCCCACUAUCCAGCUCCAUUCCCAGUCUGUGGCCCAUCCCCUGGUCCGGGUAGCUCAACGCCUCGAUAG